Sporothrix brasiliensis 5110 is the source of this 1701-nucleotide messenger RNA. RefSeq lists its product as uncharacterized. The transcript is spliced from 7 exons. Lineage: Eukaryota; Fungi; Ascomycota; Sordariomycetes; Ophiostomatales; Ophiostomataceae. Bases 1 to 1701 code for a protein of 566 amino acids. The record is from RefSeq and is a predicted model, not a curated record.
AUGAGCUCCAACCGAUUCGGCCACUUUGCUGCCUCAUCUUCGUCGAGGGGCUCUCCGUCAACCAGCAGUGGUGGUCGCCAGAUUGCUGAGCGACUCAUGCUACACUCUUUUUCUCUCGCAGAGAUGGAUGGUUCGGGACAUUUUAUUGCUACGGCGCUGAACAUUGCGCUGGAGCUCCUUGAAUCAGCAGCCGGUCAAAAUGUGCUCCGAGACCUCGGCACGAGCGUUGUUCGCGCAUGGCGGGCAACGGGCUCGGAAGGCUCGGAUCCGUUUGAUGGCGACGAGGCGUACAUGAGUAGCUACGUCCGAUACUUUGUCCAGCAGAUGAGACUCUACGUUCCGUGGGUGACAAUCGACCCGGGCAUCACCAGCUUGGAUGUCAUCGCGCAUAUCGAGACAUAUUCGUCUGUCGAAAGCCAGUUGGAUGCGUUCAUCCCAAGGGCAUCAUGCCACUUCUCCAUCAACCCUCUGAUUGUGGAAUCCAUGCUUGUGAACGAUACUCGGCUGUGGCAGCCGACAGUACGUGGUGCAUCCUCGGCUGAAGAAGACAGACUGAAAAGAAAGGCGAAACACAACUACGACACCUUUCUUUUCAUCUUCGGGGUUGCCUUUUUCCACGAGUCGUGCCACGCGUUCACAACUUACCUGGCCGGCAGCGACGCUUCGAGUACCCCCCCGGCAGUGACGUACCUUACGUACCAUGAAACACAAUCGGAGGACGACGACGAAGGGGCACGCAACGCAACGGGUGAAAGCGGUCGCUGGGCAGAGCGCCAGCUUCUUGGUGGCAGCCUGGAACUGUAUCGUGAUGUCGACGACGACAACGUCCAGCCCGGCGUGCCGUUUCUGUUGGAUGACGCUGCCACGGCGUGGCCAGUCAAGAGCGAUGCCAUCCACGCGUUUAUAAGCAAUGUUCAGCACUGCCGCUUUCCUCUUCGCACUGGCAAGGACAAGCUGACGGAGCAGGACAGAAUCACGUACGGCAUUGCGUCGCUGGGAUCCACCGACACGGUUCCUGCCCAAGCAUCCCAUCGAACCAUGGCGGCACUUCGGCAGGUUGGACAGCUCCCGGCGUACAAUAUCAUGACCCGCCUCGCCGUCGUCAGCGUCGUCGCCACUCUUUCGUCGUGCGGCCCGGGCGUGUACGGCGGGUCCGGCUUCAGUGUCACGGACACUGUGACAAUCACCGCCGUGGGGCUGCCCGCGGCGGCCGGCAGUGUCGUGGGCGGGAGGGUUUUGACAAUGGUCGUCGAGGGCGGCCCGGGGGCUGGUGCUGUCGACGUCGGCGGUGCCGAUGGCUCGUCGUCGUUGACGGGCAGCGUGUAUGGUCCGCAGACCGCCCCGGCCGUCAAGACGCCUGUGCCCCACCCGGCCGGCACCGUCCCGCCAGCGCCGAUGCCGGCCGUCAGCCAGGGCGGACCCCGGAAGGGCGGGCGGAAGGGUCGGCCUGGGACGGCAGCGAUGGCUGGCGGCAUCGUGGCGGCGACCGCUGUGGGUCUUGCGUCGACGGGCGUGCCGGUCAGCGUGACGGUGACACCGGAAUGGGGAGAGCCGGCGGCAUUGUAUGCUGGAGUGGCGGCCGCGGCGGCCGCCCAGAGGUCGUCGAGCUGCUGCGGGCUGUAUUCGACGUCGGCAAGGGGGCUGGCGCAAACCGAACCAAACACGGACAGCAAGGCAGCGGCGACGGCCGCGGUCGAAUAG